CCAACUUAUAAUGCCAAAACUACCUUGCAAUUGCAUUUACAUUCUUCGUUGUAUUUUGAGCAAAUGUUCUGAAAAUCGGAUCAGACUGGCCGAUCAAACUGACAAAAAAAUGUUUUGGUCCAAUGUGUAAAACCGUCCAAACAAAAGCCGUUUGAGAAUUGUUGAACCGGCCGGUUUACAGAAAACAACGUCGUUUUCCUUCCUUGAAAGGGAAAAGGAGAUUGCUGUUUGCACUUUGCACGCGUUAUCGCCCCUUCUCCAGCUCCUUCCUUCAGCAAAUUGCCCUAGCCUCCACCAACUGUUGUCGCCGUCUGUCGGAGUGAGAGACUGCUGCCGCCGUCCGUCGCACUCAAGAACUUACGUCUUCGUGCUCUCGGGCCUCCCGCCGGAUCCGCGUCGUGUGCUCGUAUCUCGCCUCUCUCCUCUGUGCUCGGCUGCUCGCGCCUCCCUCCGCCAGUGAGUGCUCGAGCUGUGGGUGUUGGUUGCUGCUCGUCGUCCGUGAUUGUCUCUGCUCGAUUCUGGCUCCCAGUCUCACUCGAGUCUCGUCUCAGUCACUGGCAUCUCGUGGUUCGUCUGUCUCGUCGCCAGCGGCAGAAGCAACUCGUGGGUUUGUCUCUUGCUUCGUCGCCUUCCGUGGGGUGGUCGCCGACUCGCCGUCGACCGUUGUGACUAAAGUGGUUUGAUGACCGGUCCGAUUUUCAGAACCUUUUUUGAGGGCAUGGACAUGGCGCCUCAACACCCAACAGCGGCGCUCCUCUCUUGUGAACUGGUGAUGGAGAUCCUCUCUUGGGUUCCUGCAAAGCCUCUCACGCGCCUGAAGCUUGUGUGCAAGUCAUGGAACUCCAUCAUCUCCCACCCUCACUUCGUCAAACUUCACCUUCACCGAUCACCCAAAAAUGCCAUCCUCCUCUUUACGCGAACACCAGCGCUCACCCUCAACGAAACCCUCGACGAAAAAGUAAAACAGGGCUUAGUGUUUAGUAGCGUUGAAUCUUUCAUCCAAAAUCCUCCAUCCACUCUUGAUGCUCAAGAGAAUCGCCACUCUCUACACGGACAAGACUGGGUUUCUGGUUCAUGCAACGGCUUGGUUUGUGUGGCCCAUAUUCUUGACCACCCCAACAACGAUAUUAGCGAUAUCUGGUUCCGUUUAUUGAACCCUCUCACAGGGUUUAUUUCAGAAAACUCACCGUGCUUACGUGUCAAUGUGCAUAAUGCUUUUGGGUUUGGGUAUGAUGAGUCAAGUGACAGUUACAAGGUAGUGACUCUCAUUCGGGAUUCUUCUGGAACAGUAACUGCGCAAGUUUAUAGGUUCGGUGGCAGUUCUUGGAAGACGAUUAACAGUUUCCCUGCUUUUCCGUUUUGUGUUGAAGAUAAUGGCCACUUCAUCGGUGGCACUCUUAAUUGGCUAGGUCUCCGUAACCCGCAUGGAGGUCAUUAUGAUUGGGAUGCUGUUACACUUGAUAUGUUAAUGAUUGUUUCUUUUGACCUGAAAUCGGAUACACAUAAACAGAUUCUUCUUCCAAAGGGUAUUGAUGAGAUCCCUGGUGAAGAGCCAACUCUGGGAGUUUGGGGAAAUAGCCUGUAUCUUCUUCAUGAUUACAAGAAAACUCAUUUUAUUGCAUGGCAAAUGAAGGAGUUUGGAGAUGAAAAUUCUUGGACUCAAUUGCUAAAGAUUAGUUUUCACCAUCUUGGUGUUGAAAGGGUAUCACCAGAGUUUAUAUUUGAGAAUGGAAAUAUCUUCAUGUUGAUGAGGCAUCGUUUUGAGUUAGUUUUUUAUGACCGAAGAGAUCAUAGUGUUAAACGCUUUAAGAUCUUUUCCAACAAUGAUUACGUCAAUGCAUUUGAUUAUGUUGAGAGCUUGGUUCAGCCUUGUUAAAAUUCGGUUCCUAUUCAAAGUUUUGCUUCUGCAGCUUUUUGUUCUGUCAGCAAAGUUCAGGUCAUUGUGAUUAUUUUGGGUGUUUCCUUACUUUGGCUACUUCUUGUUGGAUCCAAAUUUGUAGACAGAUCACUUUUAUUUUGACUGCAAACUUUAUAUAUACAAGUGCAUAAAAUUCUAACAUCCUUAUCAUGAC
Arachis ipaensis is the source of this 2072-nucleotide messenger RNA. RefSeq names its product F-box/kelch-repeat protein At3g23880-like. The record is from RefSeq and is a predicted model, not a curated record. Gene Ontology annotation, molecular function: protein binding. NCBI's taxonomy places the organism in Eukaryota, Viridiplantae, Streptophyta, Magnoliopsida, Fabales, Fabaceae.